CUUCUAUAUAUCUCUUGAGAGAGAAAACAAGUUUCUACCAUCACCAAACAUGCCUCUAAGCUCAUGUUUCUUCAUCUUUCUUACAUGCUUCAUAGUGCAUGCAUGUGAUUCUCAUCAACUCCUCGGACUCUCUACCUCAGAUUUUCAGAACAAGUUUUCUCCGGACAAGUUAAAGCAGAGUGAGGAGAGGCUCAAAGUCAGCAUGAAUCUCGGUCAAAAUCCAAUUGGUAACAGGAUGCCUACUGUUGGUUCAGAAAGAAAGGAAGAAAAAGAUGAGGGACUAAAUUGCAAGAAAAACAAAGGUAAUAGAGUAGGAGAGGUUUUGCAUUUCAGCGAAGGAGACUUAAUAGAGACAGAUUAUCAGCCACCCCAUCGAAGAUCUCCUAUUCAUAACAAAUGAAUUUGUCGAAUUUUAGGUAAUUACAUUUUAGUCCCUAUUUUAUUUUAGGGUAAAAAAAUAUUUUAUUAUCUGAACUCUGGCCGAUUUUUGUACUUUGUAAUCUAUUUUUUU
This is a messenger RNA of Sesamum indicum (sesame), 511 nucleotides long. Lineage: Eukaryota; Viridiplantae; Streptophyta; Magnoliopsida; Lamiales; Pedaliaceae. The record is from RefSeq and is a predicted model, not a curated record.